CUCGUCGGAGCCCUCCCGCUCCGUGACGCCUCUCCAGCGGGUCGUCUGAGCGCCUUCCCCGCCACUUCAUUUCAGCCUCACCCCUCUCUCCACCUUCAGGAUAAAUUGUCCGGCUCUGAACACCGGCUCCUCCACAGGGGUUCAAACCGGGCCUGAUGGCGCACGAGGUCGUGACCUUAUUUUCCCUCUGCGCGGUUCUGACGGGGAUUGAGAGCAAGUUGACUUCUGUACAUGAGUGCUGUGAGGCUGGAAGGGCCUUGGCCCUGAGGAAGCAGGACUGCACGGCGCUCCCACGUCUCAGCUCCCACAUUUGCAGCAUUGCCAAGGAGCACUGCUGCCGGGCCUUAGCAAGAAAGCGAGCCUGCGACACUGGCGUUAAGAUGGCCCGUGGUGGCAGGGCCUGCGAGCGGCCCCUCUUCACAGGACCCAGCUGGGAAACGCAAAUCUCACAGUCGUGCUGCGACUGCUGCACUCUGGGUCUGAGAACGGACAGCAUGGGCUUCAGCUGCGACUUCCAGGACCUGCAGCUGGACAAGCAGUGCUCCAACGCGGCUAAAGUCUGCUGUGAGAAACCCCAGGACGUCAGCCCGUCUGCGAAAGGACAAGAAGAGCUUAAAGUCUCCAGGCCUCCAGACGAUCCAAAUACCUGCAGAGAGCUCAACUGCUCUCAGCUGUGCGCAGGUGACGGAAGAUGCGUCUGCAGCGACGGUUUCCGGCUGCAAAAGGACGGAGUGACGUGUGAGGACGUGGACGAGUGUCUGGUCGCCAACGUGUGCGGCAGCCACGCCUGCGUGAACCUGGACGGGUCGUACCGCUGCGAGUGCAGAGCGGGCUACCGCUUGAGCAACGUCACCGAAGUCUGCGAAGAUAUCAAUGAGUGCAAGUUUCAGUCCCAGCGACUCUGCGGGCACAUAUGUGAGAACACAGAGGGGUCUUAUCGGUGCAGGUGCAUAUCCGGCUUCAGGCUGGCUCCGGACGAAAGGACCUGCGAAGAUAUCGACGAGUGCCUGACCGGACGUCACAACUGCACCAGAGGUCAGCUUUGCCUCAACACCAAGGGCUCGUUUCACUGCCAGCGCGAAAUCGCCUGCAGCACCGGCUAUAAACUCUCGGGCAGCUCUUGCCAAGAUAUUGAUGAGUGCUCUGCCCACACCAGUCCAUGCCAGCCCGGCCGGACGUGCGUCAACACGGUGGGCUCCUACAGCUGCCACACUAAUGCGAUCACAUGCCCGCGAGGGUUUCAUCUGAGCGUGAACGGCACACGGUGUGAAGACGUGAAUGAGUGUAUGGUUGGCAGUAAGUGUGCCAAGCAUGUGUGUGUGAACCUGGAGGGACUGUACCGCUGCGAGUACAGAAGUGGCUACAUGUUCAACAGCGUCACCAAGCUGUGCCAAGACAUCAACGAGUGCACCCAUUACCCCGGCCGACUCUGCGCCCACAAGUGUGAGAACACAGAGGGGUCGUACCGAUGUAGCUGCGCAACCGGCUUUAAGCUGGCCUACGGCGGCAGAGGCUGCGAAGACAUCGACGAGUGUGAGGACAAACCCUGCAGCCAGGAGUGCACCAAUGUCUACGGCUCAUAUCAGUGCUACUGUCGCAGCGGUUACCAGCUGAACGACGUCGAUGGGAUAACGUGUGAAGAUGUUGAUGAAUGCACGCUGCCAAACCUAUGUUCUUACCAAUGCAUCAACACGCCUGGUGAUUUUAACUGCACCUGCCCCACCAGCGGUUACACACUUUCGUACGACGGACGUACUUGUCAGGACAUUGAUGAAUGUGCUGCAGGAACUCAUUCUUGUUCUGCCAAGGAGACCUGCUUUAACGUCCAGGGAGGAUUUCGCUGUCUGUCCUUUGAGUGUCCGCCUAACUUCAGGCGAGCAGGAAAGGGGUCCGCAGGUAACGCGUCCGCCGUGGUGCGUUGCGUCAAAGCGUGCCAGGAACACGACGGCGAAUGCGCUCGCGACCCCGUCCACAUCAUCACCUCCAUGGCCCUGUCUCUGCCGACCUUUCAACGCUUAAAGGAGCCAGAGGAGAUCGUGUUGCUGCGGACGUCCGCGGAAGCGAAGCGAGAUCUUCUCCCGGAUGAGCCGGAUGUGUCGUUUGACAUUUUAGCAGACGACGACUUGCUCUCUUUCGACGUGAUAAAGCGUGCGCAAAACGGCAUGAUUGUCGGGGUAAUCCGCCAGAUCAAACCCGUAUUGGGGCCGAAGGAGCUCAUUCUGGAGGCGUCUAUGAAGUACGUCCAGUCAGGAGUCGUUUCCCAACAGAACGUCAUCCUCAUUCACGUCUUCAUCUCCGAGUUCUGGUUCUGAGAAGGGAAUGUCAAAGUUUUAUAGAUAAUUCUAGUGGAAAAAAAAAUUACAUAAUUAAUGUAAAUACAAAUCAACAAGGAAUGUAGUGGUGGAUUUCUGUUUGUGUUUAGGUUGUUUGCACAGUUUGAAUUUAGUUACAGGUGUUGAUAGUAACCGGAGGAGGUUACUAUCAUGCAAGGAGAGAUUUUUAUGCUCCACAGUCUUCAGCCUCUGUGAGGUCCUAUGCACGCACAGCCUGGUUUACGUUUCAGGCAAAUUGCAUUUUUAAAUUUUGUAUUUUUGCAAAGGCGACACUAUGGCCGACAGAAAAUUGCUGAUUUACAGGUGAAAGUUUUUGUCAGUCUAAAUGAUCAGAUACAAAUAGCCAUAAAUCUCCACGAUAUGCUACUAAUGUUACUUAAAAAAUAUAUAACACCAGAAUAUUUUAUAUUAUUUCCAGGUGAAAUUAGAGUAUUUCUGUGGUUCUACAACAUGAAGCAACAUGGAGGAUGUUGAUGCUAACUAUAAACUCCUCACACAUAUAUUGAUACUUGUAAUUUCUAGCUGUAGUCACACUGCGUACAUUUCUACAGACACUUGCUCUUACAAUGCUAUGCUUUCAUUUUUCUUUUGACUGGAAAUUAACUCAAUAUUUUGUGGGCUUGCUUCUUCUGAUGCCAGACUUCUGCAUUUAAGUGCUUCUAUAUAACUGAAGCAAUUGUGUUUUGUACCAUUUAUAUAUAUAUAUAUAUAUAAAUUUGUGAAACCCUGUUA
This is a messenger RNA of Poeciliopsis prolifica (blackstripe livebearer), 3065 nucleotides long. RefSeq names its product fibulin-1-like. Gene Ontology annotation, cellular component: extracellular region. The record is from RefSeq and is a predicted model, not a curated record. The coding region runs from base 156 to 2312 and encodes 718 amino acids. The transcript has 18 exons. Gene Ontology annotation, molecular function: calcium ion binding; peptidase activator activity. Gene Ontology annotation, biological process: extracellular matrix organization. Lineage: Eukaryota; Metazoa; Chordata; Actinopteri; Cyprinodontiformes; Poeciliidae.